AAGAGAAUAUGGAUGAGAGAGAGAACAUGGGCGAGAGAGAGAGAAUAAAAAGGGCGGGCCAUCUGAUGCUCUCUCGCCCGCCCCGUCUCACUGAUACCAUGAGUGUGCCCAGCAUGGCUCAAAGGAUGAGCACAAUGCAGCGGGGGUGGGGGGGGGGUGGGGAGGGUGCACAUGUGUGGUUGUAGCGAGGCCGAGUGUGAGGCGUGUGUUGUUAGCACAUUAGCCAAAUCACGGCUGUUAUCGUCUCUGCUCUUGACUCAGUGGCUGCUCGGCUCUAACGGGACCACCAGUGUUGUCUAAGGGGGGGUCUCUCUCUCCUCCGUGUGUUGUGUCAACGUUAUUUCCCUGUGUUAUCCUUUCUAACCUCAGCAUUAGCGACCAAAAGGGGAUCUGUCUCUGUCUCUCUCUCUGUCACUCUCUCUCUCUCUGUCUCUGUCGCUCUCUCUCUCUCUCUCUCUCUCUCUCUGUCUCUCUCUCUCUGUCUCUCUCUCUGUCUCUGUCGCUCUCUCUGUCUCUCUCUCUGUCUCUGCCGCUCUCUCUCUCUCUCUCUCUCUCUGUCUCUCUCUCUGUCUCUCUCUCUCUCUCUGUCUCUCUCUCUCUCUCUCUCUGUCUCUGUCGCUCUCUCUCUCUCUCUCUCUCUCUCUCUGUCUCUCUCUCUCUCUCUCUCUGUCUCUGUCGCUCUCUCUCUCUCUCUCUCUCUCUCUCUCUCUCUCUUUCUCUCUCUCUCUGUCUCUGUCGCUCUCUCUCUCUCUCUCUGUCGUUUUCUCUCUCUCUCUCUCUCUCUCUCUCUCUCUCUCUCUCUCUCUCUCUCUCUCUCUCGUCCCCUCGUUCACAACUCGUCCAUCAACUUCUUUAGGCAAGAACGUGUUUUGUGUCCAUAAAAAGUCAACAAGUUUACAAGCCCCUCCCCCUGUGUCUGUGGAUUGGCCGGGUCGGCCCGCCCUAGCCUUGUGUUGCCAUUGGUCCGUGGGUCCGCUCGACAGACGGACAGACCCUAACCCCCAUGUCCUCUCCUCUGUGCCCCCCCAGGAACAAGGCGUGGUCGGGAUGUCGCGGCCGCCCGGCGCAGUCCCGCCCCCUCACGCCGCCGGGGGCGUGGCCUCAGGGAUCGGACCCAACCAGGGGGCGGGGCCGCCGCCGGGUUACCUGGGCAACCCGCAGCAGGCGGCCAUGAUGAAGCAGAUGAUGGCCAUGGAGCAGGAUAAGAGGCUGCAGCUACACAUGAUGGAGCAGCAGAAGCAGCAGCUGCUUCGGGACCAGCGACAGCAGCUCCUGGCUGAGCAGCUUCAACAGCAGCAACAUCUUCCACGGCAGAUGGGUCAAGGCCAGAGGAAUCCUUACCCCCAAGUCAAUCAGUACCAAGGCACUCCUCAGGAGAUGGCCUCCAGGAACCAGACUCUUCAGAACAUCCGGGCUGCACGCCUGCUCCAGCAGCAGCAGCAGCAGCAGCAGCAGCAGCAGCAGCAGCAGCAGCAGAACCAGCAGCAGAUGGUUCAAAUGGGCUCUGUUCAGACCCAGGGGGGCUCGGUGGGACCCCAAUCCGAUAUGAGCCUCACGUACAGCGGGCAGGGCUCCAACCAGGCCUCCCUGUACGGUCUGAACCCUUCCAUGAACCAAAUGGUCCACCAGCAGCAGCAGCAGCAGCAGCAGCAGCAGCAGCAGCAGCAGCAGCAGCACCAGAGCCAAAGCGUCCAGGCCCCGAUGGGACUCCCGCCCCAGCACAACCCAGCUGGAGGGCCGCCAAGGCAGGCUGGGGCCGGCCCCGGGGUCGGGGCCAUGCCCGGAGGAGCCGGAGGCGGCGGCGGCGGCGCGUACGGGGGCCAGGGGAUGUUGAUGAACUCCAUGUCCCAACAGGCCCUCAAAGGGCCCCCCAACGCAAAGGCCCAGGCGCAGAGACUGCAAAGCAUGCUGGGAGUCGGAGGCGGGGGCGCCGGGGCUGGGAUGGGGCCAGGAGGCUGGCCCCAGCAGCAGGGGCAGGGGCUCCAGGCCAUGUCGGGCAGGACUACAGGCGGGGGUGGCGGGGACAUGGUGGGCUUUGGGGCCCCCCAGGGCUAUGUGAUGCAACAGGGUCAACCCCCGCCGCGCAUGCCGAAGCAACACUUCCAGGGCCCGGGCCAGGGGAUGCCCCAGGGUAUGGACCCCAGAGUGGGCCACCCCGCGGCGGGUAUGGGGGGCCCCAUGAUGGGCCCACACAUGGGCGGUCAGCCCAGGACUAACCAGACCCGGCCCAUGGUCAUGAACCAGGGGGUGAUGGGGCAGGGCAUGGCCGGGAUGGGGGGCUUCGGCCCGGGCCCUGGGGGGCCGGGCAUCGUGGGCGGAGGCGGAGGAGGCGGGCCUUACGGACCAGGGGGCGUGGGGGUGGGGGGGCCGCCUCAGGGCUACCAGAGGACAGCCAAUCAAGACAUGUCACCCUACGGAUACGUGGGCGGGCCCCCAGGGGGAGGAGCCUUCGGACUAGGGGACGGCUCAGGGGCGGAGCUUGACUCGAGUGACGGUUGGAUGGAGGAGUUCUUCCCCAACCAAUAGCCAACGGACUACGGGCUGCAUAUUUUCUACAGUACGGACUGAGAACACGACACAGACUUUUGGCUGGCAUGUAUAUUUUUGGGUUUGUUGUAGCGUGAAUGCGUUUAUGUGUGUGUCUGUGUGUGUGUAUGUGUGUGUGUGUGUGUGUGUGUGUGUGUGUGCGUGCGUGUGUGAGCAACACGGGUGUUUGUUUUGAGACCAAGCUGUAGAGACACAGAAUAGUAUUAGUGAAAAUCCAUCAUCCAUCCAUCAUCCAUCCAGAUUCAUGUAUCCACCAACUCUCUAACCUCCUAGCAGUCGAGUGUGAUGAUGCCAUUCAUGUGUUACAAAGUUUGCAGCAUCAACAGCCCCCCCGCGCCCUCAAAGGCCUCUGGAUCAAACAAGGGUUAAAAGGACAUUAAUAAUGAAGGGGAAGACGGACUGUUUCCGUGUGUCUUUGUGUGUGUGUGUGUGUGUGUGUGUCUGCGUGUAUGCGCACAUGUGUGUGUGUGUGUGUGUGUGUGUUUCCAUCUCCUCUCUGCAGCCCCACCCAGUGCUCGUCUUCAGACGUUUCAGUCCACCAUGUGAACGGCAGGGGAGUACAAUGGAGCAAUGAGAGAGAGAGAGAGAGAGAGAGAGAGAGAGAGAGGGAGGGAGGGAAAGGGAGCUAAGUGGAGGCGCUUUCUCUCCCCUCAUCCUCCUCCCAUCGCUCCUCCGAUUUCUCCCCCACCACCACCAUCACCCACUCCCCCCACCACCACCACCACCACCACCCACUGCUAUCUUGAGGGCCACUCUCUUGGCUGUCUACACUCCUCUCACUAGUUAAACUGUGAAAAAGCCCCCAAUACGAUAAGUAAUGUCCGACUACGGAGCCACACGGGCUCACUCUGCCCUCUAGUGCCAACGACCGGGAUAACCCAGCCAGGCACUCGUGUGUGCAAGUGUUUGUGUGUGUGCGUGUGUGUGUGUGUACCAAUGUGAAGAAACAAGUGUGUGUGUGUGUGUGUGUGUGUGUGUGUGUGUGCAUGUGUAAAUUUGAAGAAACAAGAGUGUGUGAUUGUGUGUUUGUAUGUGUAUGUGUGUAUCAAUGUGAAGAAACAAAUGUGUGUGUGUGUGUGUGUGUGCGUGUGUGUGUGCAAGCGUACCUUUGUGAAGAACGAUGUUUGAAUGCAUGCGAGUAUGUGUGUGUGCGUGCGGAGUACAUGUGUGGGCGCCCCUGGUGUGUGUGGACCCUUGUGAAGAGACACGGAGACAGGGAGAGAAUCGGCAGCUGUGGCGGGUACUUGGACGCCACACCAACCAGACGUCAGCCAGAGACGAAGAGCAUAUGUACCGGUCCGUGAGGCAGCUAACAGACACAUACUUCAGCUAACAGACGCAUACUUCAGCUAACAGACGCAUACUUCAGCUAACAGACUCUUCUACUUCUCACCAUUUGGUCGAUGCAGACACACACACACACACACACACACACACACACACACACACACACACACACACACACACACACACACACACACACACACACACACACACACACACACAUCUCUAUAUCUAUCUAUAUAGAUAUAUCAGAAUGAAACAUAAAACGGGAUGGCUGGAUUGAAUUGAAUGUAUUCAAACACCACAAGUGACUUUAUUUUAGUGAGAGAGAGAGAGAAAAAAAUAGAUUGACCUUAAAUAGGCCUGGCACUUUUUCUUUUUAUUUAAAUGUUUGCUCAGUUUACACAAUAUUUAGCCAACGCUAUUGAUGUCAUUUUCCGCUGACGGAGAGAAGGGAGUCGUAGUCCGGUUUUCAUUUCCAAGACAAGAACAUCCUCGCAAUCCCGUGCAGCCUUCCAUCCCACCGGGACCCAGAGCUUAUGCUCCCCCCCCCCCCCGACACCGUCCUGGGUUCCCUCAUACCGUAGCCAGAACCCCCCCCCCCUUUGCUUUUCAGCUCGAACAAAAAAAUCAAACAUUGUUUUUAUUGUAACACAACUGUGAAGAGAGACAAGCCGCCCUAAACCCAGCGCCUCGCCGGGAAAAUAAAAACUCUUCCAAGCUCUGGAAGUGUUUUUUUAUUUUCGUAGGCUUGACCAAACGGGGACAGGGACUUGGGCUGUGAUUGCAAACGAAAAAUUUAAAUAAGGACAACCCGGAAACACAGAGUGGGGAGUGUAAGUAAUACUCGGCCACGUGUGAAUCAGUGCUUCUAUCAGAAGGAGUGGCUCUUCAUAUCGUUUACCAACGAGAAACGUUGCUCAAUCUCCUAGCCUGUUUAAGGCCCCUGGAUGUCAGUCAGGCAUUGUCAUUCUGGCUUGACUUCAUGGUGCACUAAUCCAUCACAAACACACAAUGGACACUACACUCCUCCACAAUGAAUGACAUGUGAUUCAUGAGUAACGCAUUUGAAUGUGCUCAGCAUCGUAAGACCAGAAAGCAAGGUGGAUACCGUAAACAAGCCAAAAAGCCUUUUUUCCGUGUAAACUAAACCUUUUUGCUACCAUCUCAAAAAUACUUUUUUUUUCUCGUGGUUGUCGGCGUGGUGUAGUCCAGCCCUUUAAAUACAACUCUUCAUCCUGUAGUGUGUCCCCCGCGAGCAUUGCUACACAUGGUAGCGCCUAAGCCCCGGGGCCGAUUCCGGGUUCAUUUUGUCACGUCGUGGGCCAACCGGCUGUUCCUCGAGUGGUCCUGAGUCUCAAAUGGACGGUGAUGUUUUGUUUUUCUGCACAUAAGUGGUGAUGGUCCCCGCUUUCACAAGAAGAACAAGAGCGAACUCUGCUACAAGGAACCAUGUCCACCUGAUCUUCUGCCAUUUCAAUACCAGUCCGAGUCUGCCGACGAUGUGGGAGGUGCACCUCUGAACACCGUGUAGGACGGGUUAGACCGUAGCGUAGCUGCUGUAACAAGGGAGGCCAGGGGGGUAGAAACGCUUCUCGGUUAGGGGUUGAGGUCUCAAAAAGUCAUACUUUCUACUGGUUCUUGGCUGCUUCAGAGCAAGGGUUCGAGGACUGAAAAAGUAGAAGGAAAGAAAGAAAAGCUUUCUCCAAAUAUCAACCGGGACCAAGACCAAGUCAAAUGUAGACGACCUUUUAAUGAAACUGUUGUUGAUGUUCUCGUUUGGAUCUGUUCUGUUUGUCCUUGCGUUUUUUUUUUUUACUGGUGCUGACAUAUAUGUGAUUAUCAGAAAAAGUAUAUAAAAGAUGAUGGAUAUUUGUAAAUAUGUUUUUACAGGUUUAAAUACAGCAGAUAAUACAGUCUCUACUCUGUAAAGAAUUUAAUGUUUGUUGGAAAAAUAGAAAAAUAUUUUUAUUUUGAGACGUUUUUUUGUUUUUGUUUUUCACCUUUUAACCCAUCUGAGCUAUGCCAUUGCACUUCAGACAAUGUCUUACUACUAAUUUGUAUUGUAAUCCUCCCUCUUAUUUUUAUUUUCUCAUUUUUUUCUAGUUUCAGAUUGGACUCUGUUUUAAAGCAGUGCUUAUUUUUCUUUUUAUCCUGUACAGUUCUGGAGGAGUUCUGAAAUGUUAACAAAAAAGAGUUACAAAAAACGUUUUGGUUUUUCAAAAAAGAUACAAUAAAGAGAGAUUGUUCUCGCUGAUCAUAUUAAAUGAA
Messenger RNA from Gadus macrocephalus (Pacific cod), 6102 nucleotides. It is a transcript of the gene maml3, whose product is annotated as mastermind-like transcriptional coactivator 3. The record is from RefSeq and is a predicted model, not a curated record. The transcript has 3 exons. The coding region runs from base 1048 to 2526 and encodes 492 amino acids. NCBI's taxonomy places the organism in Eukaryota, Metazoa, Chordata, Actinopteri, Gadiformes, Gadidae.